UUCCAAUUUGGAUUAACAAAUUUUACAUCCCCCUGUUGAAUCUGCCAAAAUCCAGCGAAAUUGGUCUGAACCAAAAUGAUCUCAAACCCUAACAUCAUCAGCGCAUGUAAACUCAUCGUCAUCUUAAUUUCUCUGCAAUCGAUUAUUCCAGUCUUCGCUAUUACGCAGAAUUCAGAAGAACAUAAUCAUGAAAUUCAUUGUUCGAGAGAAAGAAGUAGGACUGCAUACAAAAUUAUCGAGGAGUAUUUGAUUCCGUUUGUCGAACAAGAAAAUUACGAGCUGUCACAUAAGUGUAAGCUUCAUCCUGGCAAUGACAUGUUUAGGGAUCAAGAGGAACACAAGAUUCAUAUGGACGUGAAUGAAUGGCGGUGUGGAUAUUGUAAGAAAAGCUUUCGAGCAGAGAAAUUUCUUGAUCAGCAUUUUGACAACAGGCACUACAAUCUUCUAAACGUUAGUCACAAUUGCUUGGCGGAUCUAUGUGGCGCAUUGCACUGUGAUCAUGUAGCGAAUUCUGUUGUUCCCAAAACAAAGUGCAACCCUGCAGCUGCAGCAAGAAAUCGCCACUUAUGUGAGAGCCUUGCAGAUAGUUGUUUUCCGGUUCAUCAGGGUCCAUCAGCAAGCCGACUUCAUGAACUAUUUUUGCGCCAAUUUUGUGAUGCCCAUACGUGUUCAGGCAACAUUAAGCCUUUUCUUAGAGGUGGCAGGAAGCAUACCAACAUUUUCUACUUGUCUAUAUCAAUAUUAAUUCUGAUUCUGCUCCCCGUCUUCUAUGUCAUAGUGUUUCUUAUGCAAAGAGAAAUGAGAAAGGGCACACAGGUAUUAAGGCGCAUCUCAAAACCGAGCCUAAAGAAAAAGCCGUCUUAGUUGGUCAAACUCAUGUAUUAUAUUACACCAUUCAAGAUUGGGAACAUUCUGAUACAUUCAUUUCAGUCACUACAUCACAAGUCCUGAUGGAAGAUUUGUACCGGACACCCGAUUGAAGGUUAAUCGUGUGGGACCCACUUUUGGUAGACAUCCCUUUGAUAUAUUGUAUGAGUACUAACUAGGGUGUGACAAAUUGAUUUGGUCAAUGCCAACAGAUCUGAUCUCACUUUUAGCAUUGCAUAACAAUAUAACAUCUAUUCACAACAUUAUCUUGCCACCUUAUAUAGUAGAAAGAAUUGACCUUAACAUUA
Helianthus annuus (common sunflower) is the source of this 1175-nucleotide messenger RNA. RefSeq lists its product as uncharacterized. The coding region runs from base 76 to 864 and encodes 262 amino acids. The record is from RefSeq and is a predicted model, not a curated record. NCBI's taxonomy places the organism in Eukaryota, Viridiplantae, Streptophyta, Magnoliopsida, Asterales, Asteraceae. The transcript is spliced from 9 exons.